This is a messenger RNA of Diabrotica virgifera virgifera (western corn rootworm), 1503 nucleotides long. RefSeq lists its product as uncharacterized. The coding region runs from base 1 to 1485 and encodes 494 amino acids. The transcript is spliced from 3 exons. The record is from RefSeq and is a predicted model, not a curated record. NCBI's taxonomy places the organism in Eukaryota, Metazoa, Arthropoda, Insecta, Coleoptera, Chrysomelidae.
AUGUCUAGAGGAAAACAAAUUCUAAAUAUGCUAAAUGCCGAUGAUGAACAAGAGAAUGUUCGUAUAUAUUGUUCAGAUAAGGAAACUGUAUUAGAAAAUUGCAAUAAAAGAUGUACAAAUGCUGACGAUUACUUGGAAGGGAUUAUACCAAUGCAGAAAACCUUUCCUUCUGAGCAACAUGCCCGAGAUGAGUCUGAGAUGUCCUACGCCAGUAGCGUUGCUGCAUCACUUCCAGAUGAAAUUCAGGAUCUAUUAGAUUUUUCAUCAGAUGAUAGUAUUGCAGAUCCAAAUUUUGUCCCUGCGCAGGAUGAAAAAUAUGAUAGCUUUGCCGCGGACAGCGAUAUAGUAGAAAGAAAAAAAAGAAGAGCCAAUUCAGAAGAAGAUAUAAAUAAUACUGCAGUAGACAAAUAUAACUUAGACGGGCAAGUCCACGAGAAAGUUAAAAAACGCACGAACAAAGAAACGAGAAAAAUGAGACAAGAGAGACGAGAAAAACGAAAUUUUGGUAAGGCGUAUGUUACAAGAACUGGAAAAGAGAUUAAAGAAAAAACUAUGCAAGAACUGAAAUUAUGUAGAAAUAAGUGCAAGGAAAAAAUAAAGGACGAAGUUCGCUUGCAACUUUUUAAAGAAUUCUGGGAAAUGGGAAGCUACAAUCGUAGGUUAGAAUAUAUAGCUGCUCUCAUGGAUGUUAAAGAGAAGAGUUCUAUGCGAAUUAGGUGUUCUGACCCAAGCAAACAACGGUACCGACAGCAUACCAUAAUUUAUCAUUUCCCUCUUCAUGGCGUUCGUUCUGUUGCUUGCAAGGACUGUUUUAUGAAAACUUAUAAUAUUAGUAAGAAAUUCAUAGAAGUUAUAGUAGCGAAAAAAUGUUCUCAAAUAUCAGGCGUAAUGACAUUAGACCAACGAGGAUAUCAUGAAAAUCGGAAGAAGGUAUCAGAUGAUGAAAAAAUAAGGGCAAGGGAUCACAUUUUAUCUAUCCCCUUAUAUGAAAGUCACUAUACAAGAAGGCAGUCAUCGAGGAAAUAUUUACCUUCAAACUACACACUCACUGCUAUUUAUGAAGCUUACAAGAAGAUUUACCCAGAUAAUUUUAUUAAUCGUAAAAUGUACGAAAACAUAUUUCACAGCCUUAACAUCACUAUAAAGAAACCUAAGAAAGACACAUGCGGUAAAUGUGACAAAUUAAAAAUGAAAAUUACUAUGUGCAAGAAUGAGGAUGAAAUAAAACUACUAAAAGAAGAGUUAAACGAACACCAUUUACAAGCUGAUCAAGGAUAUAAAAACAAAGAAGACGAUACAUUUCUGACUAAGGAUAAUGCUAAAAUGAAAACUAUUACUUUUGAUCUCCAGCAAUGCCUGCCAACACCAGACCUCCACAGUGGUGAGUCGUUUUACAAGAGGCAAUUGUGGACAUUUAAUCUUUUACAACAGUUCACGACUGUGAUAACUCACAAGCCCACUGCUAUUUAUGGCAUGAAUCUUUAGCAAAACGGGGCGGAAAUG